GUAUAGGCAUCAUGUGUCCCCCACACCUGAAAGAUAAGAUCACAGUGUCGUGAGAUACCAUCUUGAAGGCUGCAUAUUGUGCAUUGACAUCGGUCGUGGAGGGUGUUUAGUUCGGCUGUUUGUGGGGCUUGAAGCACCCACACUCCCCUUUGGUCAUGCUUCGUUCAGCGGCGCUCAGGGCGUGCCGGGCGUUGGCCGCAGCCUCCACAGCCAGCAUCACCUCUGGCACCUCUGCCACGGGCAUCAUCGGCACCCGCGCGGAACGGCUGGGACGCUUCCCCCACUCGACCAUGUCAGCCACCAGCAAGCCGGCAGAAGAGGAGGGUCUCAGGUGGAGGUUCCCCGCGGACGACAGGACGCAGGCCAUGGCGGCGAGUGUGGAGCACGGCGUGUGUCAGAGCACCAUCCUCACCUUUAACUCCAAGGCGCCCAUCACCCCUGGCCUGAUGGAGGAGGCGCUCCUCCACCUCUACGGCAAGGUCGAGUCACUUAGGCUUUGUUUCCGGCUGCGGGACGGGCAGCUGUGGGUCGCUGACAUGCCGCAACCUAAAUUAGAUUUUCAGGUGGCGAGCAACACGGACUUGGUGCAGGAACACUCGGACCUGCACAAAGUACCAUUUGACCUCCAUAAUGGGCCGCUGUGGAAUGCUCGCCUCAUGCCAUGCCCUCCAGACGCUCCCUGUCAUCUCCCCGAAGUGAAGGCAGCAUAUCCUCAUCAGUGCCACCUCUUAAUGUCCGUCCACCACGCUGCGAACGAUGGCAUCGUCGUGCUACUAAUGGCGGAGUUACUUUUCCACAUCCUCGAAAGACUCCUGGAGGGAUCGCCCGUGGACACCAAGCCGGUCGGGGAGCUCCGUGACGGCGUGAGGGCAAGAGAGGAAGAAAACAAGAUUAGGGUAGAACUGGAAAGUAAUACCGAUAGGCUUCUUUCGGCCCUCAGAAAUUAUUCCAUGAGCAAGCGUCUUCCUUUACUCAUGGAAACUUUUGGCCUCCGGCAGGUAGAAAAUCCUGAGACUUUAUAUUUCCCAACAGAGGUGAUUGAUAUGCAAGUACUGGAGAAGAUCAGCAAGAAAUGUCGUUCCAUAGGAGCAUCUCUCAACUCUGGUUUGGCUGCCGUCUUUAAUAUGGCCAUGGUGGAGCUCGCACGUGAGCAUGGCAUAAAAAGGGACGUCUACAACAUAUCAUGCAAACACCCCGUCGAUUCCCGCCGCCUAAUAAAAGACUGCAAGAAUAUCGUGCUUGGCUUCCACGCCAUCCCCUUCACGCAGUGCACCCCUACACCCCAUGACGUGAGGAAACACUUCUGGCAGUACGUGAAAUUCCUGGACACAGAAUUGCGUGAUAAGCUAAAGAGGAACUACAUGUGUGAGGAGAGGGUGCUGGACGCCAUCAUGAGGCCGGAGGGACACUCAUACGAGGCACAGUAUACCACCAAACAUCUUCCAGACUGUGAUCACAAUUUCUCGAAUAUGUAUGCUCCAAAUGCACCUCAUACGGGAAUUGGCAAGAACAUUCAAAUAACUAUGGCAAGAAACUACAUGAGCUUCCACAAUGAAGCGUAUCAGUUCGGGCAGGCACUGGCCGCCUUCCGUGGCCAGGCUCGUCUGCAGCCGUGCUACUCCACGGCGGCCUACACGGCGGAGCAGGUGCAGAAGCUACACGAAAAGAACAUUGCCUCGCUCCAUGACGUCGCCAGGACAGUAGACUAAAGCUGCAUUCUUGAGCACUACGAGACUGAGACUGCUUGUACUUUGACACGAAAACGGGGACCAGAUUAUUCAUGGCAGGUUAGCUGGUUUAAUGCUGGUUGUCUGCUAGACAAUUUGACGCUGCAUUGUAGUGCAUUGUAAUGCUGACUAUUGAAUUGUUAUUUCUAAUGUUGACUAUUGAAUUGUUAUUUCUAAUGUUGACUGUCGAAUUGUUAUUUCUAAUGUUGACUAUCGAAUUGUUUUUUCAAUUUGAACAUAUCUAGCAUAGGAAAUCAUGACGCAAGAAGUUUUUUUCCCUACAUGCAUGUUAACGUGGAGAGGAACCUUGUAGGCUAUUAGUUUAAGUGACGCAGACUCAACAGAGAGUCUUCAGUGUAUACAUGACCCAGUGUUCUGACGGAGGGUGCACAACGCACGCUAAUGUAAGGAGGGCGAAUGGCAGGCUGCAGGCUCUUACUGUUGUUUGUAAUAAAAUGGAGCCAAGACCAAAUCAUUCCCACAAAGCUAUCUUUGAAACAUGCAUUUCUGGACAGAGUUGAAUUUAUGUUAGCCUAAAACUUAUCAUGACUGCAUUAUACACACGCCACACAACGCAAGGUGCCAUUUUGAACACUGCUAUACCCAGUACCCACGGUAAGUACAGACCAUCAUCAUCUUCAGCCAUUGCCACUCUUCUGUACGACAAAGGCCUUUCCCAGUGUUUUCCACCUCUAUUUGAUGUGAGCGUACUCAACCCUAGUCCCGGAAAUGCUCUAAUUAAAUUUCUCAACCUUG
This is a messenger RNA of Eriocheir sinensis (Chinese mitten crab), 2483 nucleotides long. RefSeq lists its product as uncharacterized. Bases 156 to 1709 code for a protein of 517 amino acids. The record is from RefSeq and is a predicted model, not a curated record. Lineage: Eukaryota; Metazoa; Arthropoda; Malacostraca; Decapoda; Varunidae. The transcript has 5 exons.